AUAGAAUAAUUUCAUAAAUUAUAAUCAUACAAACAGUUCGCAGCAGACUGUUGAAUAGUAAACAGUAAGAGUAAACUUUAGUAAAUUAAAAAACAUGGCUCAAAACUUAACAAAUCCUUUAAAGAAUGCGUUAAGGAGUCGCAUGAAGAAUGAAGUGCUCAAAACCAUAAAUGCCGAAUCGCGAGCAAGACAAUCUAAAGCCGUAACCGAAAAGGUUUUACAAACCGAAGCAUUUCGUUCUGCUCAGCGUAUAAGUAUAUAUUUGAGCACUUCCACGGAGUUGGACACUAGUGACUUGUUAAGUGAAUGUUUUCGUUUGGAGAAACAUGUCUUUGUUCCCACUUAUGAGGGUAGUCAAAUGGAAAUGGUGCGUUUAAAAGAUUUACAGGAUUAUGAGACUCUACCUUUGACCAAGUGGCAUAUUAAACAGCCCAAUAUUAAGGAUGGUCGAGAAAAUGCUUUAACAAAUGGACAUGGAAUUGAUUUAUUCUUAAUACCCGGUGUUGCAUUUACCUUAAGCGGUGGUCGCAUGGGCCAUGGUAUGGGUUAUUAUGAUAAAUAUUUAAAAAGACAUCAGACCACUUAUCCGAAUAAGAAAACCACAUUGAUGGCUUUAGCAUUUCGUGAACAGAUUGUUGAUGAAGAAAGUUUACCUUUAGAUACACAUGAUGUUAGAUUGCAUACAAUAAUAACUGAAUAAAAAAUAUGUCAAUAAAAAAGUACGUACAAAUAAAUAAAAAAAAUGUAAUAAGGAAAUUUUAAAAUGAAAACACCGGCAUACACACACUUUCAAACGUACUCGUAAUAUGCACUGUAUACACGUUUUAAUUGAUAAGAAUAAACUACAUUGU
This is a messenger RNA of Lucilia cuprina (Australian sheep blowfly), 851 nucleotides long. RefSeq names its product 5-formyltetrahydrofolate cyclo-ligase (gene Mthfs). Gene Ontology annotation, molecular function: 5-formyltetrahydrofolate cyclo-ligase activity. Gene Ontology annotation, cellular component: mitochondrion. The transcript has 3 exons. The record is from RefSeq and is a predicted model, not a curated record. NCBI's taxonomy places the organism in Eukaryota, Metazoa, Arthropoda, Insecta, Diptera, Calliphoridae. The coding region runs from base 95 to 700 and encodes 201 amino acids. Gene Ontology annotation, biological process: tetrahydrofolate interconversion; folic acid-containing compound biosynthetic process.